AUGGCAAAAUGUGUUAUCGGAAUUGGUAUCGGUAUUCUUGUUUCAACUUGUCCAGUUUACUUGUCCGAAUUGAUGUCGCCAACCUUGAGAGGUAUUGGUUCCAUGGGAAUCAACUUCUCCAUUUGCUUUGGUCAGUGGAUUGGAUCGCUAAUUUAUUUCGGCUGUUCGAAGAAUUAUACGGGCAUUGACGAUUCAACAGGCUACAAAAUUGCCUUUGGAAUUCAAUAUUUUUUUGGUCUUGGUUAUCUCAUCCCAUAUUUGUUCAAUCCCGAUGAAGUUAACAUGGGGGCUAGGAUCAUGUUUGUUUGGACAGGUACCGGUGUGGUUUUGUUCGUUGUGAUGCUCUUCUUCUUACCAGAAACUAGAGGAAGAACUGCUAACGAGAUUGAGCAGUUGUUCGUGAACAAAGUGGGUGCUUUGAAAUUCAAGAGGGCUAAGUUUGAUGAAGAUGAUAAAUUAAUUAUGUCAUCAGUGGGGAAAGAGGUCAGUCAGGCAUAG
Molecule: messenger RNA, 498 nt
Organism: Brettanomyces nanus
Lineage: Eukaryota; Fungi; Ascomycota; Pichiomycetes; Pichiales; Pichiaceae
Exons: 2
Coding region: 1-498 (165 amino acids)
Biological process (GO): carbohydrate transport; transmembrane transport
Cellular component (GO): membrane
Molecular function (GO): carbohydrate:proton symporter activity
Source: RefSeq, a predicted model, not a curated record